GCUAGCUUCUCGUUCCUCCAUUCGCGUUUCUUUAGAGCCCGCUUCUUGCAUCCCGCACAGCUACUUCUUAAUUACGGAUGAUACAGCUUCUGGCAACACGAGCAGAAUUCGGUUCGAGCGAGCGUUAUACAAGUAUCACAUCCCGUUCUCUACACUUCCGCUUCCUUGUCGUUGACUUGUCGUUGACUUGUCCUUCUCGUCGUCGCAGUCUUGAAGCCACGCGCUCCAUCUCGCCUGCCCCGCACCGUUCACCCGCAUCGCCCCGCCAACUAGCAUAGCGCCUUCUCUUGUCGUGAACACAUCGCCGUCGUCAUUUUGAAGCAACGCGCUCCAUCCCGCCAGCGCAGCACCGUUCACCCGUAUCACUUCGUCAACUAACAUAGCGCCUUAUCCGCCCCGCUCCGCCAAUCCGCAUAGCGCCCUUUUUGGCUAGCUCCGCCAAUCAGCCUCGUACCUCGCUCCGCCAAUCAGCAUAGUGCCUCGCUCCGCCAACCAGCAUAGCGCCUCGCUCCGCCAAUCAGCAUAGCGCCCUAUCUUGCCCGUUCCGCCAUGUCGGCCGGGUGCGGCGGCGACGGCGGAGGAGUGGAGGUCCUUUCGUCCCCCCAUUUCACCAACCACUUGCGCCUUCCCCGCGUGCGCUGCCCGCGCGGCGGUCUCUCCCGCGGAACCGUCGGCAGCAGCCCGCGGAUGGGGCGGAGCCGUUCCUCCCCUCGCCUGGCCUCUCCGCGCACUCCGCGCCGCCGGACGGGCCGCCUUUCCGCGGGCGCCGCGAUGGCGUUUUUUAACACGUGUCGCUCCCCUACUAGCCCGACCUUUGCCACGUUCUUUCAGCUACAGCAGCAGCUACAGCAGGAGAUACAGCAGGGGAUUCAUCAACAGCAGCAGCAGCAGAACGCGCUGCUACCUGCCACGUGGCGGCCACUGUCGCCAGCUCCCGUUGGCGGCGGCGGCGGCGGCAGCGGGGGAGGGGAGGGAAGCAGUGGUGCGGCGAGAAGCGGCGCGGAUGCGGAGUAUAGCGCGAUGGUGAAUGAGGAGCUGCUGCUGUUCUUCUAUCGGAUGGACCUAAACGCGCGGCUCGAGACAGCCCUUCAAGCGGACCAAGACGAGGCGGCGCAGGAGCUAAGGGAGAAGAUAGCGGAGAUAGACAGAGAGACGCUGCGCCAAAGAGACGCCAAAGCCGCCAUCUCCUUCCCCUCCGCCUCCGCCUCCGCCUCCGCCUCCCCCUCCCCCAUUGCCUGCGCCACCAGCUCCGCCACCCCCGCUCCCGCCGCCGCUUCCCCUUCCCCUUUUGCGGAAAGUGCCACUGAGGUUAGAGGAGACGCCGUAGCUGACGUCAGCAGCAGUUACGGGAUGCCGCCAUUGGUGGAGGAUGGCCCUCUUUCAAUGCAUGCUCUCAGGGAGGAGCUGCAGCGGGCAGCGGACGGAGAAAAGGCGGAAGGAGCAGGUGGGGAGCAGAGAAGCGCAGGGGAACGGACAGCGGCGCAGGAGGAUGGGGGGGAGCAGGGGGGCAAAUACCGGUUGCAGCUGGGGCAGAGGGUGCAGCACUGCAGGCAUGCAUACCACGGUGUUAUAGUGGGCAUGGAUCCGCUGUGUUGCGAAUCAGCAGAAUGGAUGGCAGGUGCUGACGUGGCAGCCUUGUCAAGAGGGCCGUCUCAGCCGUUUUACCAGGUGCUUUUGGAUUCAACUGGAGGAGGUAGCUUCCCAGUCGCCUAUGUGGCCGAGGAGCUCCUAGCUCUUCCCCACGAGGCAACUACCGAACCUCUCCUGAACCAGUUCUCCCACCCAUACCUCUACCUGCUCUUCCACGGCACGGAUGCUCAAGGAAACUUCAUUCCAUGCCGCCAGCUCCGGGAAAAGUAUGGCAAGUCUGGCGACCGGCUCGGGGACAGGCUCGGGGAAAGUUUUCAGGAACAAGUGCUGAACGGUGGUGCCACUUUGGGGCUGUCUUUUAUUGAGGGUGAUUUACCCGAGUGCGACGAGGAGGGAGGGUGAGGGAAGGCAAUGCUUUGGGUUGGCCCAUGUGCUCCAACGACCAGAAACGUCCGAAGGGGCGCGGGAUUGCCAGCAACCAACGGCUGAGGGUUUGAGUCUCCUCAAAACUGGGUGGUGUGGUGUGUGAAUACUAAGCCAUGGCAACUACGGGCAACUACGGGCAUGGGGCAUGGAGGGUGGUGGAGCAUGGGGGAUGCGGCUAUUUCUCUGUUGGAAGUGGGACGAGGCUACAGUACAUGUGGCUGAAGGCAGAAUAAAGCUGCUGGCAUAUGUCAGUGCGUGUUAAUAGUACAGCAGCUGGUUUGGGGCCCAUGCUGCUGGGCAGCAGCUCAAGUUCAGGUGUAUUUUAUCGCUCCUGCUUGCAUACCUUUCACAGGUUUCCAGUUCGGAAGCCUUUGCGAAACAAUAUUUGCAUACCGUUGCUACGCUCGACAGGCACGUAGGCCAGGUGGAAAGAGUCAGGGUCGAAUCAAAUUG
Closterium sp. NIES-67 is the source of this 2469-nucleotide messenger RNA. The record is from the annotation of a GenBank genome assembly. NCBI's taxonomy places the organism in Eukaryota, Viridiplantae, Streptophyta, Zygnematophyceae, Desmidiales, Closteriaceae.